This is a messenger RNA of Protopolystoma xenopodis, 807 nucleotides long. The record is from the annotation of a GenBank genome assembly. Lineage: Eukaryota; Metazoa; Platyhelminthes; Monogenea; Polystomatidea; Polystomatidae.
UGUGCUGAGCAGGCUCAUACUCGUUUGAAGGAAGCACAAAGAGGAGUCCCAUCUUUCUCUGCACCAUUUUUUGCCUUCAUUGCCAUCGGACAAGCGUGUGACACGCUCGGGCUUGGACGGGGACGAACACACACACACACACACACACCAAAGCACUCUCCAGUCGAGCUAUACGUACAUCCAGCCUCCAUUGGCCGGUGCUCGCAUACGAGCGGCCGAGUACGUGUGGAAUGGGGACGGCGGAUGGGACGCUUUGACUCGGCAGAAUGCGGUGAUUUCCCCAGUUUGGUUCAGGGGAGCCGGACGCUUCAGAUGGUUGAUAUAUGCGUCAGGUCGCACGUCAAAUGUCUGCAUCUAUUGAAUAGCGUUUGCACGGGUUCGCUUGCACGAACCGCCCCAUUUGUCAACAUCGACAGACGACCCUUCACCGUCGAGUUGGCAGCAAACUCAUAUCAUUAUUAUCCUUCUUAUUCGUUUGUGCCCAUCCGUGCUCAGCCAAAGCUGGCCUGUACUAGUGGCAAUCAGCAACAUCAUUCGCAUUAUCUUCUGCGGGGUUCGUACUCGGCAAUCGCAGCUGCCGAACUCGUGUCGAGUCGACCAGUUGCAAAGCAGCUUUAUGAUGAUUCGCGGUUAUUUCUUAGUCGGCACACUCCAAUUGAUCACGACUUUUGGCCAGCCAUCGACGGUGCUUCCACCAGAAUGCGAUGGCGCAGUCCUCCUUUUCAAUCCGGUCAUGACGUGCUAAGCUUCCUGCACCUCAUCACGGAACUCGUCAGAACAGGACAGCAUUCCUACAACCCUUUUUAA